UUUUGUUUGUCAGCUCUUCCUCUCUUUCUCUCCCAUUCCCUUCCUUCGCCCAUCAUGUUGAUGAAAGUUCUGAUUCCUAGCAGCGUAUACCACAUCAUUUUAUCCCAUGCAUUAUCAACCGAGAAGGAAGAAGUUAUUGGAAUGCUCAUUGGCGAAUGGCAGGGUUUGAAAAACACCAAUCCAUUCAUGUCAAACCGGGCACUCGCCAGUGUGGAGGCUGUUUCGCUGCUUACACGCUCUGAUAAACGCAAAGAUAGAGUGGAAAUUGCGCCCGAACAACUUCAUCUUGCUGCCCUCGAGGCUGAGCAAGUUGGUAAACGGCUAGGUCGAAAAAUGUGUGUCAUUGGAUGGUACCACAGUCAUCCUCAUAUCACGGUGUUCCCAUCACAUGUUGAUUUACGAACACAGUUAUCACAACAAUAUCUCGACAGCCACUUUUUCGGCAUAAUCGUAUCCUGUUUCGACAGCAGUUCCGACCACACACAGCGUGUCCAAAUAACAUGUUUCCAAUCCGAAAAUGCACCAGACGGCACGGUGUCUCGCGUCAACGUACCAAUCGAAAUCGUUCCCAGCCGUACCGUACCUCCUGUUAUGCGAGAAACCUUCUUGGAUCUGCCAAAGCGGAUGUUUGAGGAACACUACAAGGAGUACGAAGCAGCGACGUCAAAAAGAAUACUCUAUAGCGAUCAUCGGAAUGUGACGUCCGAUAAAAUGACCGAACUGUACAAUACGGGUGUGUAUGGUCAGUCAAUCACGCAUCUUGUCGAUAACGUCAUCUGUCCAGCAACACACAUAUUAGAAAACACAGCACAAGAAUUAGAUCACAAGAUUGAAGAGGUGAAGCGAAAGCUAUCUGAAACCAAAAAGCGAAAUGAUAAUGCUUUUCUUAUUGAGCUUUGACACCCGCGCAUAUUCGAAAUAAAAUUUCUUUCUCUUUCCUUCUCAUAUACUUCUCGCACUUGUACAUACAAUGAUGAGGCUACCGGAAAGUCGUAAAAAAG
Molecule: messenger RNA, 1001 nt
Organism: Zychaea mexicana
Lineage: Eukaryota; Fungi; Mucoromycota; Mucoromycetes; Mucorales; Lichtheimiaceae
Product: JAB1/Mov34/MPN/PAD-1 ubiquitin protease-domain-containing protein
Exons: 7
Coding region: 55-900 (281 amino acids)
Biological process (GO): double-strand break repair
Cellular component (GO): BRISC complex; BRCA1-A complex
Molecular function (GO): metallopeptidase activity; polyubiquitin modification-dependent protein binding
Source: RefSeq, a predicted model, not a curated record